This is a messenger RNA of Ostertagia ostertagi, 429 nucleotides long. The record is from the annotation of a GenBank genome assembly. NCBI's taxonomy places the organism in Eukaryota, Metazoa, Nematoda, Chromadorea, Rhabditida, Trichostrongylidae.
AUGAGCUUAAGCGAAGCGCAAGGCUAUCUUGAUCAGAUUGCCUUGAUCGAUGCACAGUUAUCCGCGAAUGAGGGAUUGGAAGAUCGCGCUUCUCUUAUGGAAAUGCGGGCUGAUCUCGUAGAAUUGGUGCAGCUCUUGAAAGAACAGGCACGGGUUUUGUAUAGCCAUCCUAUGGUGAACGGUAUGCGGCCAUGUUCUCAUUUUCUUGCUGGAACAUGUCGAUUCGAAGGGAAGUGCAAGUUCAGCCAUGGAGAGAUUGUUUCCAUGGCCGAUCUGAAUGAAUACAAGGAGCCAGAUUUCAACACACUGACUGUAGGAAGUUUGGUGUUGGUCUCUGUGACAACAUCGCCACCUUUGUGGGAAAUUGGUCGUCUUAUGGCCAUUGAUCAUGGCGAGGUUGCUGUGAAAGUUAUUGAAGAACAACAGUGA